This is a messenger RNA of Saccharomyces eubayanus, 1011 nucleotides long. RefSeq names its product NAD+ transporter (gene YEA6). Lineage: Eukaryota; Fungi; Ascomycota; Saccharomycetes; Saccharomycetales; Saccharomycetaceae. The transcript has a single exon. The record is from RefSeq and is a predicted model, not a curated record. Gene Ontology annotation, biological process: NAD transmembrane transport. The coding region runs from base 1 to 1011 and encodes 336 amino acids. Gene Ontology annotation, molecular function: NAD transmembrane transporter activity.
AUGAAUGAUGAAGACAAGACGAUAUUAGAAAAUCAAAGUAGUUCGUCACUAGCGAACGACAAUUGUACAACCACGAUCAAAACAAAAAGUCCGAAAAAGAAUAGUGAUCCGAGAGUUACUGCUAUUKCGGGCGCUCUAUCUGGUGUUUUAUCCGGAAUAUUAGUUUGUCCUUUCGAUGUUGCAAAAACAAGAUUACAAGCACAAGGUCUUCAAAACAUUAGUCAUCAGAGUAAACAUUAUAAUGGGUUUUUUGGUACGUUUGCCACCAUUUUUAAAGAUGAAGGCGCCGCUGGACUUUAUAAAGGUUUGCAGCCUACGAUCUUAGGAUACAUACCAACUUUGAUGAUUUACUUUUCCGUCUAUGAUUUUAGUAGAAAGUAUUCUGUCGACAUUUUCCCGCACAGUCCAUUUCUCUCAAAUGCUUCCUCUGCUAUUACAGCAGGUGCCAUCUCAACUGUUGCCACAAAUCCAAUAUGGGUAGUUAAAACAAGACUUAUGCUACAGACAGGCAUUGGAGAAUACUCAACCCACUAUAAGGGUACUAUAGACACUUUCAAAAAAAUUAUUCAACAAGAGGGAGUUAAGGCUCUUUAUGCUGGUUUAGUACCUGCCCUUUUAGGGAUGCUAAAUGUGGCCAUACAAUUUCCUUUAUAUGAAAACUUAAAAAUUAGGCUUAAAUAUUCAGAAUCGACUGACUUACCAACAGAUUUAACAAGCUCGAAUUUUCAAAAAUUGAUAUUAGCGUCUAUGUUAUCGAAAAUGGUAGCCUCUACUGUGACUUAUCCUCACGAAAUUCUUCGAACUCGAAUGCAAUUGAAGUCAGAUCUUCCAGAUGCUGUUCAACGUCAUCUGCUCCCGUUGAUUAGAAUUACGUAUAAACAAGAGGGUUUUGCUGGGUUUUAUUCCGGGUUUGCUACUAAUUUAGUUAGAACAGUCCCUUCUGCUGUGGUAACAUUGGUAUCAUUUGAAUACUCUAAGAAAUAUUUAAGCAAUCUUUUUGAUAAAGUAUAA